Molecule: messenger RNA, 2403 nt
Organism: Argentina anserina (silverweed cinquefoil)
Lineage: Eukaryota; Viridiplantae; Streptophyta; Magnoliopsida; Rosales; Rosaceae
Source: RefSeq, a predicted model, not a curated record
AUGGCAGAACCAUCAAAGGGGAAACCAUCCUCGGCUGAUCAAAAGAAGAAGAGCUCAUUUUUAGAUGAUGAAAUUGGUGAUGAUUUCCUUGGCUCCUGGAAAUCAAUGUCAGUAAUGAAAGAUGACGGGAUGGAUUUCAGCUUUGAUAAAGGGUCCAAAAGCAAGAAAAAGGUGUUGGACUUUGAUAAGCUGGAUAUGGAUUUCAAUCUAGAUGGUGACUUGGACAAGAUAUCAUCGUUCAAGUUGGACAUGUCUGAUUUUGACUUCUCAAGCCCUCCCAAGAAGGAUGCAGAAACCAAGGAAGUCGACAUGGCAGCCCUCGAUUUAUUAAGCCCUCCGAAGAAGGAUGCAGAAUCCAAGGAAAUUUAGCUGUCUGACCCUGAUUUAUCAAGCCCUCCCAAAAAAGCUGCAAAAACCGAGGAAAGCUCCGAAGAAGAACCAUCCAUUAGAAGCUGUCAAGGGAAACAAGAUCAUUUUAAAUUCUCUUUUGAUUUUAAUGAAUUAGAUAGCUUUGAUCUUGAUGCAACUUUGUCAAGAAGAGAGAAGAGUUCUAAGAACCAAGACAGCAGCAAAGAGGUUCUCUCUGAUGGAGCUGGGUGUGAAGGCUCUAAAGAUCAAGCUGCUGAACGAAAGGGUACACUUGACGGUGAAUUUGAGACAGUUGAUCGGGGGAAUACUAACUCUACAGACGAUUGUGCAGCAAAGUCUGAGAGCUCUGGAAACUUUGAAUUGAUACCUGGUCCAAGAUGUCAAGAAAGUAUAAUGUCUAAGAACAUAGAAGUGUCAAAUCAACAAAGUCUUGUACCUGAGAAGGAAGUGUCUAUAGAACCAUAUGCUGAACAGGAUUUACUUGAUCUGCCUGCUGAACUCGUAGGAAGAAUUGAUUCAAACGGGUAUGCUGGUGUAGAUGGAAACAAUGGCGACUGUCAGAUAAAAAAAGUAAAUACAAGUUCUAGUGGAAAUGAAGCUGCUAAUGACAAAAUGCUGAUAGAUGAUGGUCCCAAUAAUGAGGACUUGUCUCUUGACAAUUCAUAUCCAUUAGAUAUUGGUAGAUUGGGGAGCAGUUACGGUGAUAGGAUAAUGUCAGACAGUGAUACUUUGAUGGAAAAUGAUGAACCAGCCAAAGUUGAUUUGGAUAAUGGAGACACUUUAGCUACAGUGGUGUCCAGGAAGACACCACAUGACAUCAACAGGAUCAAGGGAAGCCAAAACUCAACCAUAACGCGUCCUUUGUCCACAGAGGCUAGUAAAUUCGCUGUUGAUAAAGUUACGCUGACAAAGGAAAGUGGAGCUGAAGAACUCAGCUUGAAGAUUUCUAAGAGAUUGGAAGAACCUCAGUUGUGUCAAUCGCCAUUAAUAGGAGCAAAAUCUCUCUUGUCUGGAAACAAAAAAAUUGGCUCCAUGUAUCUAAAGCAUGAAAUUGAGAAAGGGGUGAGUGUUAAUGCUGAUGCUGUACAACAUGGAAGCAAAUCACUCACUGCCCCAGUGUUGAUAGAUAAAGAAACGAAAGUCAGACAUGUAAUAGAUGGAAGGCAGAGCUCUGAUUCAGACGGUAAAUCAAAUGAGACCAAACUAGUUGGGGAUUUGCAAGUGUUUGACAAAGAAGUAACAGAAACGGAACCCGGAGCAGGAAGGGAGCAAAGAAAAAUUCUUAAAGAUAUCAGGGUUCAAGUGAGUUCUUCUAGCUCAAUUGAUAAGACAAGAAAAGAUAGAGACAGUGUAAAACCCAAGAUCAAGCUCCCAAGCGUGGAAAAAGAUGGUCCUGACAAAGCUGCACAGAAGAAAACCGACUUUUCAACAUGGAAAUUAUCCAAGAAUAUUGGUGGUAAUAAAAGUUCUUUGAGUGCUGCACCUCAAAAAGAAGCUAAAACCCAGAUGAUUUCAGAGCAAAACAAGGGGCUGCAACACAAUGUGGAAUCGGAAUCCAGGAAGAUUGUUGAUGGCAUUGAGAAAGUACCACAAAACCUUCCCCUGAAACGAAAAGCAUUUGAGCAAUUGAACUCAGGUUUAGCAUUCUUGAAGCCUCUCAAACGCCUCUCACUGUCACCAAGAGAAAGCAGGUUGUCUUCUACUGAACCUUCAGAAGGAACUAUUGAACAGGUUUGUCCUCAAGAGCACCAUUUGGAGAACAAGGCUAACAUGGUGAAUGUAAUGGAACUUGAACUUCCUUCAACAAUGGAAACUGAUGAAAAUGUUGAAAAGGCUGAAGCAUAUACCAAGGAGCUUGAAGAUGUGAGUAAUAUGCUGAGAAAGAAACAUGAGGAAGCCAAAGCAAUACUAGUAAGGGCUGUUGUGAACAACAAUAAUCUACUGAUGCUUAACCAUCCCAUCUAUGAAGCCAAGAUUCAUAAAGUUCAGAAAUUUGCUGCCAAACUGGCAUCCAAGGAGCUUCAAGUAUGUUGA